AAAAAUGGAAAUGACUCCUUCAAGGUACUUAAGACAAAGACACACAUGGAGUGAAGAGAAAGGACAAGGAAUUGUUUUCACACGGUUUUUGAGAUUUCACGGGAUUUGGAAGCUCUGAAUUGGAUUUUUCUUGUUUUGAUCCCUUCCGGUACUUCGUUGCCUUACAGAAAGUUUUUUAUUUAAUAACUCUUCAUUUCAUCCGGGAAGCGCUGAUCAUUUCAGAACAAAUACAGGAAACUUUACUCUCUCAGAUGUAAACAUGUUUGACAGUGAAGGAGGGUUUAUUCGUGUUCAUUCUGACGAUAGGAUUAACUUUACCGGGUCUCUUCCGAGAGAUCCUUCUAACAGUGAUUAUAAGACAAGUGUAUCAAUUUGGGUACAUACAUUAGGCUUUACGAAUGCCUACAAUCUCUUCUGUCUGCCUUUUAAGUCUCAUUACAACGACUCGACGGGGACGGCUGCUGACAGGGAUAUUGGAUGCUGAGCAAGAAUUGAAGAGACAGGUGGCAGGAGGAUUAUUACAUUCAGCUGUUACCUCAAUGACACAAAUAAAUUUACUAAGCAAAUUAACAUAACUGAUGGAAAUAACCCAGGAGGAUGGGAUGUAUACGAUUUCUUAUUUAAUGCAGAAAAUCUCGCAAGCUUUGGGCCUUCAAUCAGCAAUCAUUUGCAGUUAUGCUAUCUGACUGAUGCUACUACAAGAGUUUGUGAAGACAUUACAGACAGCACCACUACUACUGACCCAGUUUACUCAGGCCAUCACACAAUUGGAGGGUUCACAGAAGACUGGUCUUCUUACACGCACUCCCUAGUGGGUGUAAUCGUCAGGAUAUGCUUCCAAGACAAAUUUGAACCCUGAUCUAACGAACUCAGAGACUGGCUGAUCUCCAAUUACUCUAAUGCUUUUGCUAUCCAUUUCAAACUCAAAGAUGCAGCUCAGAAUGGGUUUGAAGAUAACCAUGUCACCAAUCAAGGAGUUGACUCUUCAGGAGGAAAUACCUCUGUCUACUUAAGGAAGCAGAUUAAUCCUGAUUAUUAUUCUAUGGCAGUCACCAACAUGGGCUGGAUAUACAAAGAUACUGGUUCUUCUUAUGCUGUUUCAGAUGAUAUUGAGAUAGACUACUCUUCUCAGUUGACCAUUGAAAUGGACCUGUUUCUCUACAAAUUAAAUAAUCUGUAUCUGGAUGUUUACCUACAAAGUAAGCCUUCGUUUGAGAUUUGGGAAAUUUUAAUUAUCAACAAGAGAAAUUCUGGGAAAUGUGUUUGAGGAGAACCAAGCGACUUAAUAAUUAUAGAAAAUAGCGGGUAUUUGGUCCCACAAUUUUAUUUCACUGGAGGAAAAAGUACUCUUUAUCCAACUAUUAUCAGCACUAAGACUCCAAAACGGAAUCCUCAAAUCCACAGCGAACAAUACCAACGUGACCUCAAAAAUAUUAAGGUUUUCAAGAUGCCUAGGAAUAAUAACAAUUAA
Molecule: messenger RNA, 1471 nt
Organism: Moneuplotes crassus
Lineage: Eukaryota; Ciliophora; Spirotrichea; Euplotida; Euplotidae
Source: the annotation of a GenBank genome assembly